UGUAGCUUAAAUGGAAGAUUUUAUAGGGCUUUGAACAUACUAUAUUGCUAUGCCUGUGUAACUCAUCAAAAGUCAAAGUGACCAGCAGUCAUAUGUAUUUGACAGCUAAAAUAUUUUUCAAAUUAACUUGGACCGAAUUUUUAGCAAAAAAUAAAAAAGAUAAAGCCUUAAAUCCUCAUUGGAACAAUAGAUAGCAAAGAUAACAACAAUAAUUUUUUUUUCACAAGAUAUGGCAGAAAAAAAAGGUGUAUAUCCUUAUGGAGAUUAUCCGUUCGCACCAUCCGCCCCACCUCCAUCAACUUCUCAUAAAGAAACGCCCUCGUAUAUUCCAGAUAGGCCUCCUCCACCAUCUUACGAAGAAAGUCAGAAACAGUAUUCUAAUGCACAACACAGUAAUGUACCUUCAGCACCAUUUGGAUCACCAGCACACAUGCCUACUUCAUCUGGUACAAGUAUCGGAUAUCCACAAAUGAAUCAAGGGUACGGUCACAUCCCAGUUGCUCAAAGUCAAUAUCCUUCAAUUAUUCCUAGACCUGUGCAUCAGAAUAUUCAACAGCAACAGUCAGCAAAUAAGUCAAUUCAUGUUGUUCAAUACGCUGCCGGUACCAGAUUUUCAGGCAAAGGUGGAGGAUCCGUUUCAGUUCCACCACCACCUCCUGGUAUAGCUCCCACACCAGCACAAUUGGCUGCACUCCAAGGACAACCGGUAAUAUUACAAAAAAAAAAAAAAAUCAUUUUUUUAAAUUGCAUCUAGUUUAACAACUAACAGGUUGUUGAAGAAACAUUAGAAAUUAAUUUGAAACAAGACUAUUAAGGAAACAUAUAAAGAGAUCUUCACUGUACAUAUAAGCUGCUCUUAUCAUUAGUUUUUUGCUUUAAAGAUAGAAUGUUAACAUUCUAUUGUAUAAAAUUCGUAAAAAUUUUCUACACACUAUAUUUUUACUGAUAAUUACAUGUAAAUAAUACAUAA
Condylostylus longicornis is the source of this 970-nucleotide messenger RNA. RefSeq names its product DAZ-associated protein 2. Bases 230 to 754 code for a protein of 174 amino acids. Lineage: Eukaryota; Metazoa; Arthropoda; Insecta; Diptera; Dolichopodidae. The record is from RefSeq and is a predicted model, not a curated record. The transcript is spliced from 6 exons.